This is a messenger RNA of Brassicogethes aeneus, 701 nucleotides long. The record is from the annotation of a GenBank genome assembly. NCBI's taxonomy places the organism in Eukaryota, Metazoa, Arthropoda, Insecta, Coleoptera, Nitidulidae.
AUGGCGCCGGCUAUUUACAGGUGUAAAGUUUGUGCUGCAAAUAUUGCAAAAACACAACCAAGUGUGCGUUGUUGCAAAUGUCUUGAGUGGGUACAUAGCAAAUGUACUUAUCUUACGACUGAGGAAUUUAAUAAAUUGGCAUCUGAUAUCAAAAAUGGGUUGGAGUGGAGCUGUCACGCCUGCAGAAGUGAGGUUGGAGCAUCGGGUGUAUCGGUUUCUGAUGGAAAUAGGGCUGUGGAUGAAGUAAUGCUUAAAAACGUACUUGAAAAAUUAUUAAUACCAUUCCAAAAUGGUAUUAAAGAUGAUUUAAAAAACCUUCUGGAAUCCAAACUGGAUAACAUAACCUCUAAAAUGGAUCAGAUUCUACAGGAAAAUAUUGAGCUUAAGCAACAGAAUACGGUAUUAACGGAGCGAGUGGAGAGUCUUGAGGCCUCAAUUGGGUUAAAUAAAGAUAACGUUGAUUUGGAAAAGAUUUUAUCUGAAUUUAAUGAUCGUACUCGAAGAGCUUACAAUAUUAUGGUGUUUAAUGUGGAGGAAUCCAGUAAAGAGCAUAGCGAAGAGAGGCUAAGUGAUGAUAAGAAGAAAGUUAUUGAGGCUAUUUUAUCUUGAAGUCAGAUCGAGUGUGAGAAUGUAAGGGCUUUUCGAAUUGGAAAGUUUAUUAGAGGUAAAUGUAGACCCAUAAAAGUUGUGUUGAACUCAGC